CUGACGUCGCACACUCCAGUCUUACCUCUGCCGUCAAUAUCACCACAUUCAACCUCUCCAGCUGCCGAAAAAUCGGAAAAUUCCAAUAUUUCAAUCGUCAAAAUGGUUGUAAACUUCAAAGUUUUCAAGAAAUGUUCCCCAAAUGGAAAACUCUCUCUGUACCUUGGUAAACGCGAAUUCGUUGAUUACUUGUCAGGUACAGAGGCGAUCGAUGGAAUUCUACGAGUGGACCAAGAUUACAUUGACUCUGGUCGAAAGAUUUUCGGCCAGUUGAUCUGCAGUUUUCGUUAUGGACGGGAAGAGGACGAAGUGAUGGGGCUGAAUUUUCAGAAAGACCUCUGCCUGGUGUCAGAGCAGAUCUACCCUCCUCAAAAAACCGACAGUAACGCAACUCGUCUGCAAGAACGGCUGCUAAAAAAAUUAGGCUCCAGCGCUGUUCCAUUCACUUUCAAUUUUCCCCAAUCUUCCCCAGCAAGUGUCACUCUUCAGCAAGGAAAGGAGGAAAGCGGUAAUCCCUGUGGCGUUAGCUACUACAUCAAGAUCUUCUGUGGUGAAAAUGACAGUGAUUUGACCCACAAAAGGAGCACCAUUUGCUUGGGCGUGAGGAAAAUUCAAUUUGCACCAACUAAAGAGGGAAGGCAACCUUGCACUGUGGUCAGAAAAGACUUCCUACUGAGUCCUGGUGAACUAGAGCUUGAGGUGACACUUGAUAAACAAAUUUAUAACCAUGGAGAACCCAUCGCCGUUAACAUUUGUGUCAGAAAUAACAGUAAUAAAAUGGUUAAAAAAAUAAAAGCUCUUGUGCAACAAGGAAUAGACGUAGUUAUCUUCCAGAAUGGACAGUUCAGGACAGUCAUCGAUGCUGUUGAAACGCAAGAUGGUUGUCCCAUCAGUCCUGGAUCAACGUUGCAAAAGGUAGUGUACCUCAGACCUGAUCUAGAGUGUAAUAGAGAAAGGCGGGGCAUUGCGUUGGAUGGCAGAUUGAAGAGAGAAGAUGAUCAGCUCGCUUCAAGUACCUUGUUAACUACUCCUGACGUCAAAGAUUCCUUUGGAAUUGUUGUUUCUUACGCUGUAAAGGUCAAACUAUAUCUUGGAGCACUUGGGGGAGAACUCACUGCCGAGCUACCAUUCAUCCUCAUGAGACCUAAACCCUCGGAAAAAAUUAAACUGGUGCCAUCUGAGAGUGUCAUGAUCGAAGAUGUGCCAGAGGAAAAGAACAAGGAAUAGUGCAAGUUGAGGGAAAUUCGGAGUGAGUGUUUAUUUAGAAGAUAAGUGGUAAGAUGGUAGUGAAACAGAUUUGAAUAUUUUGGCGCGAUAUGGGUUUUUCCGAAGAAGGAAUGUCAGACUUGGCAUUUUCACUUCUUCAUGCAAUUCAUAAUUGCAGAAAUAAUUGAAAGAUUAACUAGUAAUACGUCGACGCCUCUUACCACUUUUCUACUAACGUUUUCAUUCACCCGAAGGGGUUAAAAAUCAUUCGAUUUUCUUGUAAAUUCUUAUUUAGAUUUGUUUAGUUUGAAAAUGCAUGAGAUAACUAAAUAUUCUCAUGCGUUUUAUAACUUUUUUUCGUUAUAAUACUUUCGUUUUUUUUUUAAUAUGUUCAGAGAUUUAAAAAUACUAAAAUGUUGGAAAUUUUAUUCGACCAAAAAUAAAGUUGUGUUUGUAGAUGCUCCUAUUGCGUUAUUUCUACUAGAUACUGUCUAAUUUUCCAAUUUUUUUGUUUAUUUAAGAAAAGAGUUUCGUUCAGAAUGAUUUAAGCAUAAAUAUCAAAUUUUACCCGGCUGACUUGGCGACGAAUGCUGGUGGAGAAACGAGCGUAAUAAAGUCGAACAUGUCGUAGAAAAUUGUCUGAUUCGAAAAGGUCAACCGGAGUAUAAUAUACGAAAUACAAAAACGCAAAAUACCCAACUAUCCCUAUUUCAUAUAUAUAUAUAUAUAUAUAUAUAAAUAUAUGAAAAUAAUAAUUAGCUACUGAAUAUACUACUGAGAGGGUACGGCAUACUUCUGACUUGAUUUGAAAUUCGCCUCACUCAUCCAAAAAUCUACGAUACUAUAAUAAAUUAUUAUUGAUAAUACAAUUAUUUGCUUAUUGUUUUGCUUAAGUAUUACGAACUUAUUAUCUAAGCACGCAUCUGUUAUAAUUAAUACUGCUACAUGUUCACUACUAUCAAACUGUCUAUAAUCAAUAUGAUCAUUGUUAUGAAUAUUUGUUGUCAUAAUAUUAUGUAAACUACAGAAUUUAACUGCUUUAGAAAAUAUUCUCAAUAAAAAUCGUAGGAUUUACAACUUGAAGGAUAAUUUUGAUGUGGCGAGUGAUGUUUGAACAUGACCAUUAUAUAUUUGGUAUUUCAGGUGAGUUGAAGAUUACUACGCAUGUGCGGGCGGACAGCCAAAAGAAAGAAAGGACUGUUAUGAGCUGAUGCCAGGAAACUUACGAAUUUGCAAAUUCCAGAGACGAGUGUAUCUGGGGGAUUUCAGAGGAAUUGCGAACAUUUAGUUUAAGAUGUUUCAGAUUUUCGUCAUCUAUAAAACCGUUAAGUGCUCUUAUAUUGUCAAAAUUUCAAUGAGACAAUUUUUUAUUUUAUGUAUGAUGAUCACGUCUCCAAUGCAUUUUAAUUGAAUAUA
Molecule: messenger RNA, 2622 nt
Organism: Fopius arisanus
Lineage: Eukaryota; Metazoa; Arthropoda; Insecta; Hymenoptera; Braconidae
Gene: Arr1
Product: arrestin 1
Exons: 1
Coding region: 103-1227 (374 amino acids)
Biological process (GO): signal transduction; G protein-coupled receptor internalization
Cellular component (GO): cytoplasm
Molecular function (GO): G protein-coupled receptor binding
Source: RefSeq, a predicted model, not a curated record